Andrographis paniculata is the source of this 1255-nucleotide messenger RNA. RefSeq lists its product as uncharacterized. The coding region runs from base 484 to 912 and encodes 142 amino acids. The transcript has a single exon. NCBI's taxonomy places the organism in Eukaryota, Viridiplantae, Streptophyta, Magnoliopsida, Lamiales, Acanthaceae. The record is from RefSeq and is a predicted model, not a curated record.
AAUUUCUAGAACUGUCGCUGCCCACCGCCCGUCGCUUCGCCCUUUCGUUGAGUUCCAUUCCCUCUCCUCAACAACGCCGCCGAUUCCUCCGACGGCGCAGCCACUUGGCUCUCGGUCAUCUCUCCGGUCCAGAUCCGCCGCGCACGGCGCCGAUUCUCAAUUCUCCGGCAGUCCCAACCUUGAUUCCUCUUUCAUUGAAAAUUUCUCCCAAAAUUUGAACGAUUUUCUCUGCGAUUACUAUAUUUUACGAAAAUUCAAUUUUACUUUCUUCUUAUUUGAUUUUUGAUUCAAAAUGCACAAUUUUUAGUUCCUUUCGUUUCUCAUCUGCAAUUUGAGAUUUCCGAAAUUGUUUCCAAUAUAUUUUUGUUUUUUCAAAAUCGAAUUUGUCGCGUUCGUAGCGAAGUUACUCUUUUGCCCUUAGAAGAUCUUGCUGACGUGGCUGCUAUUGAUUUUCUGUCUUCGGAUGAAAAUCAGACGGUCAGGAUGAGCUACAGUUCUCCCAGAGUACUAACGCCGAAGGCGGCGUCACGGAAGCGGAAGGAGAUGGAGUCCGUUCAUAUCGCCACGUCAUCGAGUUCUCUAACGUCCGUCACUCCUGCCGUUAGUGUCCCCAAGCCGACUACGACGUCGUAUAAGGGACCCGGCCAACACCAGCCGUCCUCUAACCGGCUCCUAGCCGGCUACAUGGCUUUGGAGUUUUUAUCCAAAGGCACUCUCCUCGGCCAGAGGUUUGAGCCGGCUAGAGCCGAACCGAGGAGAGACAAGCCGAGCCAAUCUAGCGAAGGCGAUCCGAGCGGAAAGCCGAAGCCGCAAUGCUAUGCUGACGUGUCAGCCUUGCUGAUGAGUGAGGGCGGGGCCCACAUUCCUGGAGUAGUGAACCCCACGCAGUUAGCCAGAUGGAUUCGGAUGUAGACACGUGGACGGCUACGAUCGUCUUCUGUUUGGCGAUCAACGUGAUCUUCGUGUGCAGGAUUGUAAUUGUUUCAAUUGGUUUCGCGGCGCUCAUUUUCUGCAAAAUGUAUCAAACAGUUUCAGGUACGGAUCAGGAUUUCUUCAUGGAUGGUGGUGCUGUAAUGCGUUGAUGCCUAUGUUCUUAAUCAAUGCCAGACGUGUGAGUCUUCUACUCAAGGAGCUUGUUUGCAAAUUCUGUUUGGUGGAAAUUUGGUAAGGAUUCGAAGAUUUUUCGUUAAUCGUACUCCUGCAUAUGAACACAGAAUUAGUUACUCAUUAAUUGCACUAUCCUCUUAAGAGUUUC